Messenger RNA from Micropterus dolomieu (smallmouth bass), 955 nucleotides. It is a transcript of the gene lg23h11orf98, whose product is annotated as linkage group 23 C11orf98 homolog. The transcript is spliced from 4 exons. The coding region runs from base 97 to 480 and encodes 127 amino acids. The record is from RefSeq and is a predicted model, not a curated record. Lineage: Eukaryota; Metazoa; Chordata; Actinopteri; Centrarchiformes; Centrarchidae.
AGGGGGCAGUAAAGAGCGCGGCAGACCUGCAGAAGAAGAAGAAGCAGAAGAAGCAGAAGAAGAAGAAGAAGCAGCUCGUCCCACGUGAGAGUCAGCAUGUCUCCGCCAGGAGGAAAGAUAAACAGACCCAAAACUGAGCUGGGAAAGAAACUUUUCAAGCGGCGGCGAGUUCUGAGCAAAGAGAAGAGGAAGAGACAUCGGAUAGUUGGAGCGGUCGUCGAUCAGGGACUCAUCACCAUCCAUCACCUGAAGAAGAGAAAGUCGAGCGCGAGAGCGAACAUCACUCUGUCUGGGAAGAAGAAACGAAAGCUGCUCAAGCAGCUGCAGCACAUGCAGCAGGAGAAGGCCGGUAUGGAAGUCGAAGCGGCGGCGGCAGCACCACCGAAGAAGAAACAGGACUCGACACCUGCUCCAACCAAGAAGAAGAAAAAGACUCCUGCCGGAUCCCAGGGGGACGUCGAGAUGGCGGACAUUGAAUGAAGGGACGACGGGAUGACGCCGUCUCUCAGAGGAGUCGUGCAGCGCCGCACGUUUCAGCUGAACGGACGAGUUUGUGUUUGAACUGAACUCUGAAGUACGACCGAGUGUUUAAUCUGAGUUCGUACCCAGACGGACGUUAAUUCGUCUGCACCUGUUCGAGUCAGACAAGGUGUGUUUUUAUGAAAAGUUGCUGGAAGGAUGCAAAGAUUCAGAGUGACAGGAACCUAUGGAAGGCCGCGAACGCCAGGAAAAUUAAAGAUACUCAUAUUAAGUCAAAGUGCUGGCUCUGUAACCAUCUCAUAAUUUGGAUUAGUUUUCCUUUUAUCUGUUAAUGUGGACUAACCAAAGGUUUAGUGUUGUCAUUGUGCUUCCGUAGCAUCACGUCGUCACUCUGCUGUGAUUACGGAGGCUUUGUUUAUGUCUCUUGAACCACAUUAAUCAAAAUAUUAAACAGUUCAUUACUGGUAACAUUUAA